This is a messenger RNA of Drosophila elegans, 1888 nucleotides long. Its product is annotated as zinc finger C4H2 domain-containing protein. Gene Ontology annotation, cellular component: nucleus. Bases 280 to 1296 code for a protein of 338 amino acids. Gene Ontology annotation, biological process: positive regulation of neuron differentiation. Lineage: Eukaryota; Metazoa; Arthropoda; Insecta; Diptera; Drosophilidae. The transcript has a single exon. The record is from RefSeq and is a predicted model, not a curated record.
CUAAACUACUCUACUAUACACAAAAGUAUGGUAUAGCGAAAAAUCAAAUAAACAGCGAAGAAGUCAAUUAAAAGUGAACCACUGAGCAGGAUAACUUCACCGAAUUGAAUCCGCUACAUCAGAUGCUUGGAGACCAGCCGAAAAUCCCAGUCCCAUAGCGUUUGGCCAGUGAAAAGUGCAAAAUAAACAUUCGCCCAGGGGAGGGGGCCAAAGAAAACACUCGAGAGUCUUCCGAAAAUAUUAAGUCCCAAGAUACCACACAGAGCGAUUGGUUCUAAAAUGGCCACCAGCGAGAUUUCCAGCUCGAACGAGCGGCACUACUACGCCAAACUGGAGGCCAUCAAGGACAUCCGCGACAAGACGCUGUCCCUGGAGAAGCUGAAGGUGCGCAUCAUCAAGGAGGUGAAGCUGAGCGACGACGAGGAGAAGUGCCUGGAGGAGUACCGCAAGGAGAUGGAGCACCUGCUCGAGGAGAAGAUGUCGCAUGUGGAGGAGCUGCGCCAGAUCCAUGCGGACAUCAACGACAUGGAGAACAUCAUCAAGCAGACGAAGGAGAACCAGACGCGCUCCUUCGACAUGGCCAACCGCGUGUACGAGGAGUACUUGGCGCUCAAGUACCAGAUCGAUCACAUGCGCCGCGACUACCUCGGCCUAAGCCCCCUGCGGGAUCUGCACGAAGAGGAGGGCAGUCCCAUCUCGAAGGAUCGCUUCCAGACCAACUUCCUGAAGGUGGCCGCCCAAUCGGCGGCAGCAGCAGCGGCCGCAGCGGCGGCGGCCGCCUCUGUUAACCAGACCUCGGCGCUGGCCCGUCCGCAUGCCAGACACCCAUUGAUGCCCGAAGCCACCGUGACCGCCCUGCCCUCGGGCGGCGGACAGGGAGGCGGGGCAGGCGGCGGUGGGGCAGGCGGUGGCGGCGGGUCAGUUGGCGGCACCGGAGCCGGUGGCGGGAAUCCGGGACACGCCUUCAUGCCGCCCGCACCGCCGGGAUCGGGCAGUGCUGCUGCUGCCGCCGCCGCUGCGGCCGCGGCUGCAGUGCGUCUGGGCAAGGGCGACUUCUCGGCACCACCGCCGCCGCCGCCACCCAGCAACCGACUGCAGCAAUCGCCCUCCAUCGGGAUCGGUCAUCAUCCCUCGUUCCGCUCCGACUUCAACGUGAAUCUCCGCCAGCAGCCGCCGCCCAUGAAGUCCUGUCUCUCCUGCCACCAGCAGAUCCACCGGAACGCGCCCAUCUGUCCGCUCUGCAAGGCCAAGUCGCGCUCCCGCAAUCCCAAGAAGCCCAAGAAGAAGAACAACUAAGCGGCCAGCGUUGAAGACCAGCAACUACACUCAUCUUACGUCCGGAGCUGGUUCCGGAAUGUUAGCUCUUAGACGGAUAGGUGUUUUUUUUUUUUUUUGUAGUUUUGCCUCGUCUAUUUAUUAAUCCAAAAGGAAAGUAUUACAACGCAAGUAUGCAGGUGAGCUGAUGGAUUGUCCCGAGAUAUAGAUUUAAAUUCAGUCUUAUUUAAAAGGCUUUGAAAUUUAAAAAAUUUUGCAAUAUUGAUUUAAACUAAUAGAUCAACUAAACUCGUAUUUUCUACAUUUUAAAUAUAUGUUCAAAGUAUAAAUUGUACAUUGAAACACUUUUUGUCUAUUUAAAAUCUCAAAAGGAUUUAUUACACACCUGCCAUCAACAAAUUCUCAUAACAACUUUAGUUGGUAAUUCAAUUAUACUUGAUUAUUAUUUUUACUUUAAUCAUAGGCUAAGUUUAUUGUAAAAGCUCAACUAAUGUGUCCAAAUAUCGAAAACAAAAUUUCUUUUUAUACAUGUAAGCCAUGCAAAAUAUGCAAGUAUAGCCAUAUUAAGCGAACAAACAAAACAGAGUAUCAAUAAAAGUAUUUCAUUUUUAAA